Messenger RNA from Rotaria socialis, 2181 nucleotides. The record is from the annotation of a GenBank genome assembly. Lineage: Eukaryota; Metazoa; Rotifera; Eurotatoria; Philodinida; Philodinidae.
AUGUUUAUAUUUGAUCUAUUACGAACAACGUACACUUAUUGUCGUGUAAAACUCAUCUCGCUCAAUUUAUUUAAUUCUCGAUCAACAGAUCCAACAAAAUUGUAUCAUGAAAUUCUUUCAACACGUUUAUUUAUUCUUCUAUUUGGCGUUUCACUUAUUAUACUCACCACCUAUACGUCUUUUAGUCCACGAAUGACGACCGAGAACAUUCAAUCGCCUUCUCUAUCUGAUUAUGAACAACUCCAAAAACAAUACUCCGAUACUCUUCAGUGUUUGUGUGCAAAAAUGUCGAUACCCUACUACCGAUUUACUAAUAUUGAGGCGUCAUUUCAUCAAGUUUGCUCAAGCUAUUUUACUUCGCAAGAAUGGAUUGAUUUCCUGUUGAAAAAUGGCGAUAGAAAUCUAUGGCCAAUGGACGUGCGAACAAGUCUGAGUGCCAUGUGGUAUUUGAUUGCGAUACUUUGUGAUCACUCGGUGCAGUUCUUUUAUCAUGCAUUUUUGGAGUUCGAAGUGUCGUUCAUAAUUAGCUCCACAGUUUUGUCGGAAGAGCGCAUUCAUAUUAAUAUUCAAGAAGCGGUCAAAGAAAUACAACAAACAGCAUCGAAUUCUUUUUUAUUACCACUUACUACUAUCCAGCAAACUACACAAAUAAAUGGUAUUAUGGCAGGUACAUUAAUCAACUACGACAUAAGCGAAAGUAGAAAACCAUUAGAAUCUUUUGAAGAUGUUCAAGUUAUUGCAAAUAAAUAUUUACGAAACGGAUCGACGAAUAAUUGCUCUUGUUUAGAUAGGGAAUCGUGUCCGAUGCCUGGUGGUAUCUAUCUAUACGAUGUAUGGGAAACAGAUGGAUUUUUCGAUCUGAAUAUUUUAGUCCCGAAUGAAACAUUUCCUGGCCUUGUUGUUGAUUGUUUACCACUUCAAAUGACAUUUGCUUCAUCGUUGGAAUGUUUCUAUAAUCAGACAUGUCUCGAUACGCUACUUUCGACCUAUUCAACUAUGUUCGAUGUUGAAAUACUCAAUCAAUCUUUACCAAGUCGAUUUCCAUUAACGACAAGUAUCGAUUCAAUCGUUCGUGAAUUAUUUGUUGAAAAUUUUUAUAUCCAAUCCAGUUAUAAUUCUUAUUUCAAUGCAUGCGCACCAGUUCACUGCAGUUAUAAUCGUGCGCGUCGAUUUAAUUCGAUCUAUAUUAUUACUACUCUCAUUGCUCUAUACGGAGGAUUGAAUGCGGCAUUCUAUAUCAUUACUCCUUAUUUAAUCGAUUUGCUGUUGUUCGUGAAGGAAAGAAUAUUCCGACGAGACCGACCUCAACGGGAUGAAAAUGUCAAAAUUCAUACUCUUCUUUGCCAGUGGUUUCAUAGACUGACAGUAUUUAUAAUUGUGCUCAAUUUGUUCGACAAUUAUUCAGAUGAUCCAUUUGAUAUUCUUCGUGGACGUAUAUCGACAUGGCUUUAUGUUACACUCUUAACCACUACCAUGACUUUUAUAACUGUAUUUACUAUGAACGCAUCGUAUUGGACAACCGUAACUAUUUAUUCUCCAUCAGAAAAGCAAUAUGAAGCUUUAUAUCAACAAUAUCCCGAUACAAUACGAUGUCCUUGCACUAGUAUUUCGAAUCCUUAUGAAUCAUUUGUUCAAGUCACAUUACGACAACAUCAAGUAUGCGAAAGCUAUUUCAUUCAACCAUGGUGGUAUGAAAGUUUUGAUUCAUCAUUGAAUUCUUCUAUAUUUAUUUCGUCUUAUUUUCGAACAUUAUCUAUGCUGUGCGAUAUAACAAAGACAACUCUAGACGAUGCAAUACGUCAAUUUUCUUCCACAACAUUUGUCAGUUCUCACGUUCGUCAAAAGCAGUUCAUCGUUUUACAAACAGAUCAACUGUUUUCAGUGCUCAAAUCUUCAGUGAUCACCGAAUUCAACACUAUUAUAGCGUUAAUCAACGAAGUACUUCACACGAAUCAAUAUAUUAGUGGUCGACAAACAAAUAUUUUACUCAAAAAACUAUUUUCGAAUGACUCCAAUCAAGCAAGAAUAAUUGCUACUACGCAGGCUGGCUUUGAUGAUAAUGGUCAACCAUGCUAUUGCUCUCAAAACCCAUUAUGCAACAUAGAACCAUAUUAUCAAGAUUCAACAAUACCAGACUUAUUAUCAGACAGGCUUGGUGGCGCUGGACGCCAGCAAUUAUAA